UGGGAGGCAUUGCCCACCUCGGUGCCCCCGUCACCCUCCCCCUGAGGAGCACUGUGGCCUAACGGAGAGAACCCGGGCCUGGAAGGUCCCUGGAGAGGAUGGAGGAGGAGGAUGGUGAGGACAGUUGCUUCUCUCCCCCUGAGGCCGGGGCGGCCCCUCCCCCGGAGGGCGAGGCCCCCCAGCCUGAUGAUGGAGGAGGAGGAGGAGGAGAAAGGCAGCAGGCCCCGGCAGGCUCCGAGUACGCGUACAUCAAGGAGGACCUGUUCACGUCCGAGAUCUUCAAAGUGUCAAUCCAGAACCUGCCCCAGUACGUGGGCUUCGGCGACAUGAAGAGGUUCCUGGCCAGGCACGGCCUCAGCCCGCACAAGACCAAGCUGUUCCGCAGGCAGACCUUCGCCUUCGUCACCUUCAAGAGCGAAGAGGAGAGGGACCGGGCCAUGAAGGUGCUACACGGGGCCCGCUGGAAGGGCCGCUGCCUGAGCGUCCAGCUGGCCAAGCCCAAGGCCGACCCCCUGGUCAAGAAGCGGCAGGGCAGACAGAAGGGGGCCGGGACCCCGGGCCGGGAGAUGGCCAGCGCCGUGACCCCGCUGUGGGAGAUGCCCUACGAAGACCAGCUGGCGACCAAGAGGCAGGAGUGCGAGCAGAUCCUGCAGAAACUCAGCAGGGAGAUCUGGAAAACCAACGUCGCACUCCUGUCCUGGCCGUUGGUGCGGAAGUAUAACAGAGUCGUCUGCCCGCUGGAGGAGGUGAAGGCGUCCCCGCUGCAGACGGGAUAUCGCAACAAAUGUGAGUUCCUGGUGGGCCCCGGGCCCGACGGAGAGGAGAAGACCGUGGGCUGCCGCCUCUGCAAGUACAAGGGGGGCGGGUGCACCGUGGUGGAGCCCUCCGAGGCCGUCCACAUCUCCGCCGACACCAAGAGGGUCGUCAGGGCCUUCCAGGACUUCAUCCGGGCCAGUCCGUACUCGGCGUACAGCCCGGAGACGUACGAGGGCCACUGGAGGCAGCUGACCGUGCGCACCGGCUCCGACGGGGACAUCAUGGCCAUCGUCUACUUCAACCCCCAGAAAUUGACUAGUGAAGACACGGCAGAGCUGAAGGCCUCGCUGAGCCACUACUUCAUGGAGGGGGCGGGCCGGGCCAGCGCCGUCACCUCGCUCUACUUCGUGGAGGAGAGACACAGGAAGUCCCCAAACGGCGAAGAGCAGCAGGCGCUGGAGCACCUGGCCGGCCAGAGGCACAUCCACGAACAGCUGCUGGGCCUCAAGUUCCGCAUCUCCCCCAAUGCCUUCUUUCAGGUCAACACGGCGGCCACAGAGGUUCUGUACACGGCCAUCCGGGACUGGGCCCAGCUGGACGGCGACGGGACCGUACUGGACGUCUGCUGCGGGACCGGCACCAUCAGCCUCACCCUGGCUCAGACAGCCAAAAAGGUGGUGGGCAUCGAGAUGUGCCAGGAGGCUGUGGAGGACGCCCAGACCAACGCCCGACUUAACGAGCUGCACAACGUCCAGUUCCACUGCGGAAAGGCCGAGGACCUGCUCCCCUCGCUGAUGGGCUCCCUGGCCGGCCAGAAGCUGACGGCUAUCGUGGACCCGCCCCGAGCCGGACUGCAUUCCAGGGUGAUCGUGGCCCUGCGCCGGGCCGAGUACCUCAAGAAACUUCUGUACAUCUCUUGCAACCCACGCGCUGCCAUGACCAACUUUGUCGACCUGUGCCGGCCCCCGUCCAACCGCAUGCGGGGGACCCCCUUCCAGCCCGUGCGCGCCUUGGCCGUGGACCUGUUCCCACAAACCCCGCACUGCGAGAUGGUCAUCCUGUUUGAGAGGGGGGGCCUGGACCCCAGGGACCAGGCCCCACCUCCAGAAUCUCCGGCCACGCCCCCGCCCCCUGCCUCCUCCUGAUUCCCGAUCGGACCGGACGCUCGCCGCGGACAGCCGGGUCGCCGGCGGGAGGGCGCGGGGCCGAGCGGACAGACUGGUGCCCCCGAGUCACCCCUCCCCGCAACUUGCUCUUGGACUGACCCAAGGCGGAGCCUGCAAUAAACCUGCUUGGAU
Molecule: messenger RNA, 2054 nt
Organism: Tachyglossus aculeatus (Australian echidna)
Lineage: Eukaryota; Metazoa; Chordata; Mammalia; Monotremata; Tachyglossidae
Gene: TRMT2A
Product: tRNA methyltransferase 2 homolog A
Exons: 12
Coding region: 99-1901 (600 amino acids)
Biological process (GO): RNA processing
Molecular function (GO): RNA methyltransferase activity; RNA binding
Source: RefSeq, a predicted model, not a curated record